This is a messenger RNA of Entrophospora sp. SA101, 552 nucleotides long. Lineage: Eukaryota; Fungi; Glomeromycota; Glomeromycetes; Entrophosporales; Entrophosporaceae. The record is from the annotation of a GenBank genome assembly.
AUGUCUCAUGCAAGAGCAAAUAAUUAUGGAAAAAUAAAGCUUGUUCGUGAAUCCAACAACUACAAUACUUUGAUGGCAAUAAUAGCUGCCUUAAAUUCAGCACCAAUUUCACGUCUUCGUAGAACGCGCGAUUUAAUCAAAAAUAAAUCCUGUUUUAAGAAAUUUCUUAAUUUAGUGGCGCUGAUGUCUACUGAAAAAUCAUUUAAUAAUUAUCGUGCAGCAUUAAAAUCUCAAUCAUCUCGUGCUCACGAUGAACAAAUAGGAAUACCAUAUCUUGGUAUUCAUUUACAAGAUUUAUUAUCAAUAGGAGAAGGUAAUAAAAAUUAUCAAGAUGAUGGUAAAAUUCAUUGGAAUAAAUUCUCAUUGAUGGGUGAUAUUAUCAUCAUGAUGCGUAAAUUUCAAAAGUCAUCUUAUAAUCUUAAAAGUAACAAAUUUAUUGAAUACUUUAUUAACGACAUGCCAAUGUUGAGUGAUGAUGAUUUAUAUAACAAGUCAUUGGAACUUGAACCAAGGAUUCGAAGAUCAGCUAGUACAAGUAGAGUUCAUCAUUAA